Solanum lycopersicum (tomato) is the source of this 1388-nucleotide messenger RNA. RefSeq names its product translocation protein sec62. Lineage: Eukaryota; Viridiplantae; Streptophyta; Magnoliopsida; Solanales; Solanaceae. Gene Ontology annotation, cellular component: endoplasmic reticulum; endoplasmic reticulum membrane. The record is from RefSeq and is a predicted model, not a curated record. Gene Ontology annotation, biological process: post-translational protein targeting to membrane, translocation.
UUUUACCCCAAAAGUUUCCCGGUAUAACAAAAUUUAGGCCCAAUUGCAACAAAUUAGCUUCGUUCCCGGUAUAAGCCUUUAUAUAUAUCUACUGUGUGUCUGUGUGAGAGAGAAAACACGGCGAUGAAGAAACCCGGCGGAGCGGAGAAGAAGAAGGUGAGACGAUCUCCCGGUGUCGCAUCUAACGGCUCGAAUAGCAUUUCUUCUACGAAACAAGGGGCGAAGGACGUCUUCCAGCUGUUUGCCGAGAAAGCAAGAGAUCAUAAAGGCUUAGUUUCACGUUGGGCUGUCCUGCAGGAGACACGGGUAGAGUAUUUCAGGGGAAAAGAUUUUGUCGCUUUUGUGAGAAAUCAUUCAGAACUUAAAGACAUACUAGAGUCAGAUAAAGGUUUGGAGCCUGAAGAUAUUGCCAACAUUCUGCUUCAAAAGAAUCUUUUAGUCCGCUGUGAUCGUGUGGUGAAAAUUGUUCGACCUGGGAAGAAAAAACUAUCUUCUUGGCCAGCACAUUUAGAGAUAUACCAUGAUCAAGUAUUUUCUGAAAAUGAUGCCUUUUUUGCAUGGGCAUUUGUGAAAAGAAGACCCCUGUGGCAAACACUUCUCUCAUUUUUCUGGCCGGUGUUAACACUAGCAAUUUGCUUGUUUCCUGUUUAUCCCCAUUGGGCCAAAUUGCUUGUACUAUACACGUGUGCUGGUCUCCUCCUUCUCAUACUUAGUCUGCUAUUCAUAAGAGCUUUGAUCUUUGGUGCUAUUUGGGUACUUUUUGGGAAGCGUGUAUGGUUUUUCCCCAACAUUCUGGCCGAGGAAGCAACACUGCAAGAUUUGUUCCAAGUUUGGCCUCAGAAGGAUGAAGGCGAGCGACCUAAGUGGACAGCAAGGCUUUUCUACGCGAUAGUAGCUGUGGUUGUUAUUUUGCUCCUGAGGCAUCAUGCUCCUGACGAGGCUGCAAGAGCCAGGUAUCAGAAACGAGUUUCCAACAUUAUCGAUGAUGUGCUCGAGUGGUCUCCAAGACAGGCUUUAUCAGGGAUGAUGGAUACCGUUGUCAAUGUCACCAACUCAAAUGAUAACGCAACUGAUGAUAGCAAAACUGGCAGUGAAAGAGUUCAUUUCACAGACGAUUUAGACGAAGAAACCGAUCUGAAAGAAGAGAGUGAGGAUGUUUUUGGAAGCUUAGAAGAUAGUGAUCAUCAGCAACAUGACCUGUAAUUUAUAUAAAUGUUGAAACAUAUGCUUCAAAAUUAUUAUUUUACUUAUUAUGUAUCAAGUUUUCAUCCUCUUUGUUAUUCUCUUUUGUGGUUGAACUUUAUUUUGGGGCAUUUCAUUGCCAACUGCUGAAUUUGAGAACCAAGGGUGAGUUCCCUGUGAAAAAGAGAAAAAAAGGGUUUUUGAUA